Ramularia collo-cygni is the source of this 201-nucleotide messenger RNA. Its product is annotated as probable NOP10-nucleolar rRNA processing protein. Gene Ontology annotation, cellular component: box H/ACA telomerase RNP complex; box H/ACA snoRNP complex. Lineage: Eukaryota; Fungi; Ascomycota; Dothideomycetes; Mycosphaerellales; Mycosphaerellaceae. The record is from RefSeq and is a predicted model, not a curated record. Gene Ontology annotation, molecular function: box H/ACA snoRNA binding; telomerase RNA binding. The transcript is spliced from 3 exons. The coding region runs from base 1 to 201 and encodes 66 amino acids. Gene Ontology annotation, biological process: positive regulation of telomerase RNA localization to Cajal body; snRNA pseudouridine synthesis; ribosome biogenesis.
AUGCAUCUCAUGUACACACUUGACUCCAAGGGCAACCGCCUGUACACCCUCCAAAAGGUCGCCGGGGGUGAGGUCACCAAGUCCGCACACCCGGCGCGAUUCUCCCCAGACGACAAGUACUCAAGACAUCGCGUCACACUCAAGAAGCGUUAUGGCCUUCUCCUCACCCAGCAGAAGGAUUUGAAGGUGCUUGGACAAUAG